CUCUGCAUCAGGUUCGCGUCUGACCUCAUUGCAGAUCAGGGAAAUACUUUGAUACAAACACCGAAGACAGAGUUAUUUGUGACAGGGACAGGGAUAUAGGGGUAUUAUAUUUAAAGACUGCUGCUGGACUUUUUCGAAGGAUAUAAAGCAGGUUCACGAUGCCAAAGUAUUUUUGCGAUUAUUGUGAUGUAUUUCUCACACACGACUCGAUCAGCGUGCGAAGGGCGCACAACAGUGGACGGAAUCAUAUAAAGAACGUGGUUGAUUACUAUCAACAAAUAAGUCAAGAGCAAGCACAAGCGAUUAUAGAGAACAUGAACAGCACAACACCAAAGCCCCUGCCAUACAAAUUCCCAAACCAUGUCACUCUUCCAUCAGCAACUCCAGCACAAGGAAUGCCUCCCCUGGGGAUGCCGGGAAUACCAGGGAUGCCUCCGAUCCCCCCACCAGCAGGGCUUCCCGCCCUUCCUGGAGGAUUACCAGUUCCUCCUCCAGGAAUGCUCCCUUUCCCCCCACCGCCUGGCGGCCUACCGGCAGGCUUCCCCAUGCCGCCUACUCUCCCUGGUGCCUUACCUCUACCAGGAAUGCCGGGAAUGCCGGGAAUGCCACAAAUGGCAGGCAGACCCGGUCUUCCAGGGUUUCCUGGUAUGCUCCCGCCUGGUGCCCCUGGCGUCAUCCCAGGAGGUCUUGCCCCACCCCCGCCACCUGGGUUCGCUGCUCCUGGCGCUCUUGGAACUGGUCCUGGCGCUGCUCCGUUUGCAGCGUUUCCUCAACCGCCUGGAUUUGCUAUGCAGGCAGCACCGGGUUUUGCUGGUAGCGGGGCACCUGGAGUUGGAGGUGGUGCGCCUGGCAUGUCUGGGCCACCUGGAGUGGUUGACAGUUCGCAGAACAAGCGAUAAAAAAAAAGAUGCACGCGUUUGGAAAAGAUGACGAGUCGGGAGAGGGUUUUUACGACGCAGUUUAUUCCGUUCUUGGAGUGGAAAGGAUAUGCUUGAGAA
This is a messenger RNA of Myxozyma melibiosi, 998 nucleotides long. RefSeq names its product U1 zinc finger-domain-containing protein. Gene Ontology annotation, molecular function: pre-mRNA 5'-splice site binding; zinc ion binding. The transcript has 4 exons. The coding region runs from base 159 to 899 and encodes 246 amino acids. Gene Ontology annotation, cellular component: U1 snRNP; nucleus. Gene Ontology annotation, biological process: mRNA splicing, via spliceosome; spliceosomal snRNP assembly; mRNA 5'-splice site recognition. The record is from RefSeq and is a predicted model, not a curated record. Lineage: Eukaryota; Fungi; Ascomycota; Lipomycetes; Lipomycetales; Lipomycetaceae.